GCGUAGCCUCGUUCAAUGAGACAGCCAGCGGUGUGGCGCCCGUAGAACUGACCCCCACCACUGGCCGGAUAUGCGUGCAGCGGGUACUUAUCAGGGGCGGGUGAAUGGGAUGUGAAUCAUGGCCAUCGGCACGCCAGGGAAGUCAGUGCUGCGGAGAGGACUGAUUCACCUGCUCACCUGCGGGAGAGCAGCGUACCAUUUACACAUAUACACGACAUUUGGCAAUCGCCACCUGCCGCUAUCUAAUCUUAUCGAGCUGAGGAAGCUUUCUUAUCUAAGGCCGCUCUCCCUGCCUGACUGUACGGCACCACUAGCCUGGAUGUUGUCACCGCCGCGUAUCUCAGCCGAGCCGCAAGUCUGGUCAAAACGAUUUCAACGAACGAGCCCAACGGACAUCUGUUUCUAGUCCGCCACUGAGCAAGCUAUUUUUUUCAUCCGACCCCACGAGAAUCGACCCAAGCAAGCUUUCCAAACGAUGGGCAUCGGUUAUGGAGCCUCCGACGAGCAGCUGGAGAAGCAAAUUGGCUGCGUGAAGUACACGCUCUUCUGCUUCAACAUCGUGGCCUGGAUGAUAUCCACAGCGCUGUUCGCCCUGACCGUCUGGUUGAGGGCUGAGCCCGGCUUCAACGACUGGCUGCGCAUCCUGGAGGCGCAGUCCUUCUACAUCGGCGUGUACGUGCUCAUUGGCAUCAGCAUUGUGAUGAUGGCCGUCAGCUUCCUCGGCUGCCUGAGCGCACUCAUGGAGAACACCCUGGCCCUGUUUGUGUUCGUGGGCACCCAGGUCUUUGGGUUCAUCGCCAUUGUGGCCGGGUCGGCGGUCCUAAUGCAGUUCAGCACCAUCAACUCGAGCCUGCAGCCGCUGCUGAAUGUAUCGCUGCGCGGUUUUGUGGCAACAUCCGAGUAUACGUACUCGAACUACGUGCUGACCAUGAUCCAGGAGAACAUCGGCUGCUGCGGGGCCUCCGGGCCAUGGGAUUAUCUCGACCUGCGCCAGCCUUUGCCAAGCUCCUGCCGCGACACCGUCAGCGGCAACGCCUUCUUCAACGGAUGCGUAGACGAGCUGACCUGGUUCUUCGAGGGCAAAACCGGCUGGAUUGUGGCUCUGGCCAUGACUCUCGGCCUACUCAACGUCAUCUGCGCGGUUAUGAGCUUCGUGCUUGUGCAGGCGGUCAAAAAGGAGGAGGAACAGGCCAGCAACUAUCGCCGCUGAAGCCCAGGCUCGUUAAUCUAGUUAGUAGCGACAAGUGACCCUUCGAUAGAUCUAAGAAUUCAUACCCAGUUCGAACAAUAAGUACAAUAAAGAUUGCGACCCCCACAAGGAAA
Molecule: messenger RNA, 1323 nt
Organism: Drosophila simulans
Lineage: Eukaryota; Metazoa; Arthropoda; Insecta; Diptera; Drosophilidae
Gene: Tsp2A
Product: tetraspanin-2A
Exons: 2
Coding region: 476-1210 (244 amino acids)
Cellular component (GO): membrane
Source: RefSeq, a predicted model, not a curated record